AUGGAUGCGUCAAACUUGAAUGAACUCUUUGUGUUUCUCCUCGACUGCGGCCUUUCCGUCGAGGAGUAUGUGCUCGCCCGCCUCGACGACUGCCGGGAGCUGUUGCGCGUUUGGUACCAAAUCGCCUUGAAGACGUCCAAAGGUACCAUCGUGGCCUCGCUUGCCAUAUUCUCGCUGGCACUCCUGGUGCUUCUGACCCUUCUGGGCUGCCUUGCGCUCUCGCUUCUGGGCACCGUGGCUGUCCGUCACUACAUCCUCUCGCACGCCCCUGGAAAUCAGUUGCUGCCUCUCACCUUCAACAUCAUGCCCUUCGAGACGGAGUUGUGGCGGCUGCGCAGGGUGGACAGCUUUGUGUCGCAAGUGGCAGCUGAGCCACUGCCACUGCCCCCCCACGGCGACGCCAAUUCCAUCGUGGCAAGGAGGGGAGCUAUCGACGCACAGCUGCCCUUCUCCGUUGCGGAGCAGGCGGCCGCGCUGAAAAUGUCCCUUGUACAGCAGUACGUGCAAAGUACACUGGCGACAAGCACGCUGCUCAUUCCCACAUUGGUGGAGAGGGAAGUGUUUCCUCCCGGCGGCGGCGUCUCCAUUGAGGCACUCUUCCAGCAGCAGAGGCCAAUGUUCAAUGCCAGGGGCGUGUAUGACGCCAAGGUGCAGCUCGUCUUUCUGAAGGAGGACGUGGGGUGCGACGUUUCUCUGGUGUUGGAAUCCGCCGUGCUCUUUUCUGAGGAUCCCGAUGUCUCUCAGGCACUCAGCGCCUUAGAUGUCCUUUUAAAGACGACCACCUCCCUCACCUUCACAACGGGUGAGAAGGAGAAGAGUUGGCUCAUGCACUUGAUCAGCAUGUCGCUUCGCGUUGCCUUCUUUGUGCCGUUGUGGAUGUAUGAGAACUUCAUCGAGUUGCUGCGCCGCGACGUCUUCCCUGCGGUUGAUGCCUCAACCGAGGUGGGCGUCGUCGCCGACGUUUACAACGGCUUUGAGCCGCCCCUCGCCUUACAGCCUCGGCUUCGCGCCAUCAACUUUACGUUGUACCAGCAGGUGGGGGACACCCUACACCGGGCGCGGCUGCGCCGGAUGCACUUCUUCAGCAGCGUUCAUCUCACCGGUCUUGCGUACUACUUUUCGACGUACGCUUUCACCAGCUUCAUCUGCACGACGCUGCUGCUGUUCGUCUGUUUUUGCGCCACUGCUGUGUGGGUUGCCUUUGCCGCAGGAGCGUUGAUCGGGUUUCUCUAUCUGCGUCGCACGCGCUCUGUCGCAGAGGCUGUUGGGUCUCCGCCCGACACCGAUGAGGAGGAGGAGGACGAUGGGAAAAGUUUAGUUGGGGAGAAGCGCCUGUUAUUUUCGCAUCCCUCCCCCUCUGCCUCGCUGCACGCUGAGAGCUUUGCCUCAGGUUUACAGGGGAGCAGGCGGAUGUCGUCGUUUCGCGUCCAUGAGCCGAAUUCGCCCCUUACAAAAGAAAAGAAGUCCACGUAG
Trypanosoma conorhini is the source of this 1473-nucleotide messenger RNA. RefSeq lists its product as uncharacterized. Lineage: Eukaryota; Euglenozoa; Kinetoplastea; Trypanosomatida; Trypanosomatidae. The transcript has a single exon. The record is from RefSeq and is a predicted model, not a curated record. Bases 1 to 1473 code for a protein of 490 amino acids.